This is a messenger RNA of Trichosurus vulpecula (common brushtail), 1256 nucleotides long. Its product is annotated as histone H2A.Z. Gene Ontology annotation, cellular component: nucleosome. The transcript is spliced from 5 exons. NCBI's taxonomy places the organism in Eukaryota, Metazoa, Chordata, Mammalia, Diprotodontia, Phalangeridae. The coding region runs from base 489 to 875 and encodes 128 amino acids. Gene Ontology annotation, molecular function: protein heterodimerization activity; structural constituent of chromatin; DNA binding. The record is from RefSeq and is a predicted model, not a curated record.
GCAGCACGGGCAGUGCAUGCCCGGGUGCCCCGGCGGGGAGCCUAGGCGCGCGCCCUUCCUCCGCACCGCCCCCAGUCACGUGACGCCGGCUGGCUGGCUUCUACGCUUGAGCGCCUUAGCUUGCUCCAUUUCUCCCCCUCCCUCCCUCUCGCCUUCCCUUUCAUUACCCCCCCCACCCCCACCCCGACACCAGUUCUCGCUAGAGCGGCGAGAAGCCCGCCCAUACGUCCGCUUGCUUCUCAUGCUCAUUGGCUGAGGCGCCGAGGACGCGUCUCCAGGGCGAGUGGCAGCCAUUGGUGCGGGGGGCGAUCCGAGUUCCCGGAUGAGGGAACAUUCUGCAGUAUAAAGGGAGCGGGGAAGGCGGGAGACAGCGCAGUUUGAAUCGCGGUGCGCCAGAGCAGUAGCCGGCGGGAUCUCUGCCCGAGUGUUUGCUUGGUCCGUUCUCUGCCGUGAGCGUGUGUGCGAGAGAGCUUCACGCACAACUCAAAAUGGCUGGCGGGAAGGCUGGGAAGGACUCCGGAAAAGCGAAGACAAAGGCGGUUUCCCGCUCGCAGAGGGCUGGCUUGCAGUUCCCAGUGGGCCGCAUUCAUCGGCAUCUGAAGUCGCGGACAACGAGCCACGGACGCGUGGGAGCUACGGCCGCCGUGUACAGCGCAGCCAUCCUGGAAUAUCUAACUGCAGAGGUUCUCGAGCUGGCAGGAAAUGCAUCAAAAGACUUAAAGGUGAAGCGCAUUACUCCUCGCCACUUGCAGCUUGCCAUUCGUGGGGAUGAAGAGUUGGACUCUCUUAUUAAGGCAACAAUUGCUGGUGGUGGUGUGAUUCCACACAUCCAUAAAUCUCUGAUUGGAAAGAAAGGACAACAGAAGACUGUUUAAAGGAUGCCUGGAUUCCAUGUUAUCUCAGGACUCUAAAUAUUCUUAACAACUGUCCAGUGUUGGUGAUUUCCAGUGGACUGUAUCUCUGUGAAAACCACAAUUUUGCCUUUUUGUAAUUCUAUUUUGAUUAAGUUGGAAGCUUACUUAGCUUUCCAGCCAACCAAAUUUCUGCAUUGAAGUCUUAACCAUAUUUAAGUGUUACUGUGGCUUCAAAGAAGCUAUUGAUUCUGAAGUAGUGGGUUUUGAUUGAGUUGACUGUUUUUAAAAAUCUGUUUGGAUAUUAAUUGUGAUGCAGAAGUUAUAGUAACAAACAUUUGGUUUUGUACAGACUUUUAUUUCCACUCUGGUGGAUGAGUUCAAUAAAGGUCAUAUCCAAAACAA